This is a messenger RNA of Daphnia pulicaria, 3001 nucleotides long. RefSeq lists its product as uncharacterized. The record is from RefSeq and is a predicted model, not a curated record. Gene Ontology annotation, biological process: synapse organization. The coding region runs from base 732 to 1742 and encodes 336 amino acids. Lineage: Eukaryota; Metazoa; Arthropoda; Branchiopoda; Diplostraca; Daphniidae. The transcript is spliced from 5 exons. Gene Ontology annotation, cellular component: neuron projection membrane.
GAACGCAGUGAGUCCCAGUCGGGCCGCCCAGUUUGCUUUCACCCGCGACGCAGUGAGGAUAUACACGCUGGCCAGUCUAUAACAAUACCGUUUUCCCUCGUCCUUUCGUGACUUGUCUCUAGAUCGACACUGUUAGACUCGCUGUCCAUCAGCCCAGAUCUUUUUCCGAGAUCUAUUUCUUCUCUUUUGACGACGAUAUAGUCCAGCGUGCAUCAAAAAGAAGAAAAGAAAAAAGUUAUUGGACGUUUUUUAUUUUGAUGUGUGUGUGUGACUUUCCAAGUUGUGACAGUAGUCAAAUUGCGGUGCAAGACUUAUAUUUUGGCUCGUGAACUCGACGCGUGUUAUUAUUCUACGACCACUUUGAGAUUAUUCUUUCCUCAAUAACACGUGUGUCCGCUUGAAUGGCUCGUCGGGUCGGGACUGGUCGUCCAACUUCGGCCGUUCGACGUCAUCUCGAUCGCAGCGGGAGCAACGUCGUCGCUCCUCGCCCUGCUGCUGUCUGACGGGCAGGAAAAUCGUGUCGCCCCUUAUUGUGUUUGUUGUGCGGAAAACUCGAAACUCUUUUUAGAUUUUGGUUUUGAUUUUUCAAUUGCACUCGUUGCCAUCAGUUGCCGAUUGCCAUCGCGUAGUCAAGACGGGAAAGAAACUUGAAUUUUCCUCCUCUCCCUUUGACUGGGGGAAAUCCAUUCAUCUUUUGGCAAAUCAAAAAAUUAUAGAAAAUUUGAAAUAAAAUGUCGGGAUUCAAGUAUUUGGAGAUGGUCGGAAUAGUGAUCGUUUCCAGCUGGAUUUUGGGCGCUCCAUCAGUCGGAUCGAUAUCGGCCAAGAGCGAGGCGCAGUCGGUCGUGGCGGAUGUACCGUGGGACGGGGCUUUGGUUGGACCUUCCUUCGACACGGGACCGGAAUCAGUCGUCGUCUCCGUUGGAUCCACAGCCUAUUUGGCUUGCCGCGUUCGUCAGCUCGGGGAUCGCAAGGUUUCUUGGAUACGGAAAAGAGAUUUACACAUUCUGACUUUCGGUCAAGUCACCUACACGAACGACGCCCGUUUCUCUGUCAUCAAAUCAGCCACGGGAGACUUGUGGACGUUGCGGAUCCGUUCGGUUCAGCUGCGCGACGCUGGACUCUAUGAAUGCCAAGUUAGCUCCGAACCCAAAAUCAGCAAAGCCGUUCGCUUAAAAGUUGUCGUUUCACAAGCCUACAUCCACGGCAGUCCGGAGAUGUACAUCCGGAGCGGGAGCGACAUCAGCUUGUCUUGCGUCGCCAAGGACAUGCCCGAGCCGCCGACACAUUUCACCUGGUACAAGGGGCUACAGAUCUUCAGCACCGGCGGCAACGAUGGCCAUCAGCUGUUCCAGGGACAUGGCCAGCAGCAGCAGCAGCAACAGCAACAACACCAGAACAACAACAAGCAGCAGACGAGUUUCUUUGGUAAAUCUUCCAUCAUGACGUCGCUGUCGGGAAGGAAAGUCACGAUUGAAACGAGUCAACAAGGGCUGGAGAAUCUGCUCCUCAUACGCAAUGCCGUUGCCGGAGAUUCCGGCAACUACACCUGCAUUCCAGCCGGCGCCGAGCCAGCCAGCAUCGUCGUCCAUGUUCUGAACGGUGAACAUCCGGCUGCAAUGCAACAUGGUCAUGGAGGCAUAUCACGCACGCAACCAGGCGCCCGAUUUCAACACUACGUGCUACUUGCAACCCUAUUGCUUUUGUUGCAUCGAUACCUGUCGUGGAAUCGACAAUUGCGGUAGUUUCGCCGUGGGAUUUCGUUUAUUUUUAAAUUUUUCUCAUUUUUUUUUUUCGGGAAAUGUAUCUGAUAAUUUGUAACUUCUGGUUUCGGACCUCUUUCAUCAUCGCUGACUGGGAGAGUUUUGUUUCUCUCUCUCCCAUCUCUAUUGUACAAAUUAUAUUCUCUCUGCCCCCCCAAACGUGCCCUAGUACACACACUUUCCCAGCUAUAUACUCUCAUCUCCUAUAUACAUAUACAUAAUCUCCCACUUUUCUUUUUCUUCUCCAGUAAAGGUAUACUAUAGGAAAGAAGGAGGAAAGGUGAAAUUUGUAAUCAAAGUUUUUUGCAAGAAACUAAUGCGUAAUGGCGAACUAAAGACUAAAAAUAGACAUAAGAAGUAGGAUAUGAAGCUAAACCAAAUCACCUUGAUUUUACCCUCCUCACUUAUAUUUUAUUAGAGUCCUCGAAGGACGCUGAUCUCUUUCUUUUGUAUACCAAAUUACAACAAUCAAGAUUAUUAUCAUGUAACACAGCUUUUCCUUCCUUGACUCUCUCUUCUAUAUAUAUUUCUAAAUAAAAAAAAAAUUUCUACUGGAACACACACAUAAAAAUAUAUACACACUGACGCUAGACACAAUGAUGAUCCCCUUAUACAAUGUUGUACAGUUGCAUGUUGUGGAUGUAUGUGUGGGUGGGUGUGUGUGUGUGUUUACACAGCAGUUACAUUCCUUACAGUAUAUUAUCGAAUAAUCCAACUUAUUCCCCCCCCCCCUAUCCCUCCUGUUGUCCCUCCUCUUCAUUCGCUCGCCCCAUCAUAACACAAUCAAAUAUGUCGAAAAUUGAAAUUUAAGAAUGGAUCAAAAUUUGUAUGCUAUACCCUCUGCUGGUUCUCCCCAUCGAGUAUGCAUGUGCGUCCAAACGGCUAGAAUUAAAAUUGAUGAAGGUCGUAUUUAUACAUUCUAGAGUGAGAUGGCGGAUUCGACAUGAGAACAAGAACAACACCAACAAAAAAAAGGACUGAUGAUGAUAAUAUUAUAUAUAUAUACGUUAAUUUGAACGAUGAUAUCAUGUUUCCUGAUGUAGACGCUUAGAUGCCACAUUGGUGAGACCCACAUUUGUAACGGUUGUUCUUCUCCGUCUUGAUUGUGGUGGACGGAGUGGAAGAACCAGUGGAAGAAAAAAAAAAUAACAAAAAAGACACAUUGGUGUGUUUCGGCACUUGGAUUUUUUCUUUUGUUAAUUUUUUAUUUUGAAAAUACAUAUGUCUGAUAUCGUCUCGAA